AUGGAGGAGAGAGAGAGAAAAGCAGGCAGUGACGAGACGAUACCGGCAGCCGGUUCAAGUACACCACCGGUCCCGGAGCAGGGUCCGGGGGGAGACAGUAAAGCCGGGGACGAUGACGCAGAAAAAACAGAUGUGUGCUCUGAGAAGUUUGACCCUCUCUUUGCCCUGUACUCUCCCACCGUGGCGCUUCCUUUUCCAAACGUCAAAUGCUUUAACAAUGUGGCAGAGUACGAGAGCUUCCUGAAGGGCGGCCGGGGCAGAGCCAAACCCGAGAAUGUGGAGAAGAAGCGGCUAAAGGCGAUGAAAGGCGUGGCGGACCCGGAGCGCAUCGAGAGGCUGAAGAAGCUCAUGGUGAAUAACCCGCUGCCCCAGACAGAGGAGGGGGAGAGCAGCGGCGCGCCGCGGAGGAGGAGGCGGCAGAAGCCCCAGAAAAAUGUCCUUACAAGGAUGCCCCUAAGUAAAGGCAGUCCUUUGGGUGAGCUGUACCGAUGCGUUGAGGAGAGGAUAAGGGUCAAAGUUCACAUCAGGACCUUCAAGGGACUGAGGGGAGUGUGCUCUGGCUUCGUCGUGGCCUUUGACAAGUUUUGGAACAUGGCAAUGGUAGAUGUAGAUGAGACAUACAGAGAGCCUCUGCUUGGAGAGGCAUUCUACCACGAGAAAGCCCUCACUAUCUCACGGCUCUUUGAGAAGCUAAAGCUUCAGGAAAGCUCAGGAGGCGAUGAGCAAGCAAAGAAGCACGAAGCCAAGGAGCAAGCCGGCGAGCAAACUACUGAAAAAAGCCGGUCUUCUCACCCUACUAGCACAAGAGGGGCAAGCAGGACAGAGUCCAUGCCGUCAGACAUUGUUGAACCAAAACAGGACAAACACAAGGUCUCGGUAAAGUCUCACGGCUCAGAAGCCCGUCAGAAGAACAACUCCCAGAAGUACGGCAAGGUCCAUACACGCCACAUCAACCAGCUUUUCAUCCGGGGUGAGAGCGUUAUCCUGGUUAACCCACAGCCACUCUGAUUUUUGUCUUCUGUUUGAUAUUUACCCUGGACAAAACAUUAUAUCUUCAGCUAACGUGCUGUACAGAUACAUUUGAAUUUAAGUGUUAUUUUUUUACACUGACCAUAUGUAAUAAAAGACGUGUGUAUAUGAGGUGCCGGAGAGAUCUCUAUGAUUUAAUUAGAUUCGGAAGAAUCAAACGAACAUUACUGUUAUAUCAUAUUGAUAUGGAGGUUUCUCUGUGCCCACCAGAGAAAUCAUCUUCAUUUUGAGAAAUAAAAGCUUCUCAG
Messenger RNA from Toxotes jaculatrix (banded archerfish), 1277 nucleotides. RefSeq names its product LSM11, U7 small nuclear RNA associated (gene lsm11). Gene Ontology annotation, molecular function: U7 snRNA binding. Gene Ontology annotation, cellular component: U7 snRNP. The record is from RefSeq and is a predicted model, not a curated record. The transcript is spliced from 4 exons. Gene Ontology annotation, biological process: mRNA 3'-end processing by stem-loop binding and cleavage. The coding region runs from base 1 to 1008 and encodes 335 amino acids. NCBI's taxonomy places the organism in Eukaryota, Metazoa, Chordata, Actinopteri, Toxotidae.